Messenger RNA from Malassezia sympodialis ATCC 42132, 1701 nucleotides. It is a transcript of the gene CCT3, whose product is annotated as chaperonin-containing T-complex subunit CCT3. Gene Ontology annotation, molecular function: ATP hydrolysis activity; ATP binding; ATP-dependent protein folding chaperone. Gene Ontology annotation, biological process: protein folding. NCBI's taxonomy places the organism in Eukaryota, Fungi, Basidiomycota, Malasseziomycetes, Malasseziales, Malasseziaceae. The record is from RefSeq and is a predicted model, not a curated record.
AUGGCCGCGCAGCAGCCUGUCUUUGUCGUGAACACUGGACCUGAACGUCAGUCUGGACGCAAGGCUCAAGUAUCGAAUAUCACUGCUUCCAAAACGGUCGCAGAUGUGAUUCGCACUUGCUUGGGUCCCAAGGCCAUGCUGAAAAUGAUCCUCGAUCCUAUGGGAGGCAUUCUUCUUACCAACGAUGGGCACGCCAUCCUCCGCGAGAUCGAAGUUGCACACCCAGCUGCAAAGAGCAUGAUCGAGCUUAGCCGCGCGCAGGACGAAGAGGUUGGUGACGGGACAACCAGCGUCAUCAUUCUCGCGGGAGAGGUCCUGGCUCACUCGUUGCCGCUGCUCGAACGCAAUAUGCACCCUGUGGUGAUCAUUUCCGCUUACAAAAAGGCGCUCACACGCGCUCUUCAAAUCAUUGACUCGAUUUCUGUGCCGGUCAAUGUUGAUAAUGAUGAAGAGAUGCUGGCCCUGAUCAAGACUUCGAUUGGUACCAAAUUCGUGUCGCGCUGGUCCGAUCUUAUGUGCCGUCUUGCCCUCAAGGCUGUUCGCACAGUGGCCAGCGUUGACACUACGGUACCCCGCUCGGCAGAUCCCAAGUCUUCGCCGGCGGUAACGGUGGACCUCAAGCGUUACGCCCGCGUUGAAAAGGUGCCUGGUGGAGAAAUUGAGGACAGCCGCGUUCUAGACGGUGUGAUGCUCAACAAGGACGUAACACAUCCGAAAAUGCGCCGCCGCAUCGAAAGCCCGCGCAUUAUUCUGCUUGAUUGCUCCCUGGAAUACAAGAAGGGCGAAUCCCAGACGAAUAUCGAAAUCACGCGCGAAGAAGAUUGGAGUCGUAUCCUCGAGAUCGAGGAAGAGCAGGUGAAGCAAAUGUGUGACAAGAUUCUUCAAUUGAAGCCGGACCUUGUGUUUACCGAGAAGGGUGUCUCGGAUCUCGCGCAGCACUUUUUGAUGAAGGCGAAUGUGACCUGCAUUCGUCGAGUUCGCAAGUCGGACAACAAUCGCAUUGCGCGUGCUACGGGCGCUCAAAUUGUGAACCGGGUGGACGACCUCCGCGAAAGCGAUGUCGGAACUCGCUGUGGCCUUUUCCAUGUUGAAAAGAUGGGAGACGACUACUUCACUUUCCUGGACCGGUGCAAGGAGAACAAGGCCUGCACAAUUCUCUUGCGUGGUCCUUCGAAAGAUAUUCUCAACGAGAUUGACCGCAACUUGGCAGAUGCCAUGUCCGUCGCCCGCAAUAUUGUGUUCCAUCCAAUGCUUGCGCCGGGCGGCGGUGCCACGGAAAUGGCCAUCUCUGUGGGUCUGGCCCAUUUUGCUGGCAAGUCUAUGGAGGGCGUCGAAGUGGCAGCCGUGCAUGCCGUCGCAGACGCCAUGGAAGUAAUUCCUCGCACACUCAUUCAGAACUGCGGUGGCAACCCAAUCAAGACGUUGACACAGCUGCGUGCCCGUCACGCAAAUGGAGAAUAUACGUAUGGUGUGGACGGAAACACCGGCCGUAUCGUUGAAAUGAAACAAUAUGGCCUCUUUGAGUCUGCCUCUGUGAAGAUCCAGAUUCUUAAAACAGCCAUUGAGUCGGCCUCCCUUCUUCUCCGUGUGGAUGAUGUUGUCUCCGCGAAACGUGUGGACCAGAGCAUGAAUGCAGCGCCCCAGGCACAGAACAUGGCUAUGGCGGGCGGCGACGAAGGCAUGGAUAUGGGUAUGGCAUAA